AUGUCACAUUACUAUGUACGUUGAAAUAUUAUACAUGUAUUAACUAAAACUUCAGAUUAUCAAGCAAUUUUUACCAACUAUGAUAGAGAGGAAUGAAGGUCAUAUUGUGGCUACAUGUUCUGCUGCUGGUCACAUUUGCCCAGCUGGUAUUUUUUCGAAUUUACUUCUAGUGCAUAUACAUAUAUUCAUAGUAUUUAUGAUAUUUUUUACAUCAAAGUAUUACCUAAUGUUGUAAAUGUUGAAACUUUGUUAAAGAAUUUUUCUAAUAUUAUCAAUGCUAACUCUGAUAUUUCAGAAAUUGUUGAUUACACCGGAUCAAAAUUUGCUGUUCGUGGCUACAUGGAAGCCUUAUAUCAUCAGAUGCUGGCAGCUGGGCAUAACAUAGAAUUUACUACAAUAUGCCCAUGGUAAGUCAAAUUUUAUUUAAUAAAAAAAGUUUUUAUUAAGUGCCAACAUAAAGAACCCGCCAUUUUUUACAGUGAAGUAAAAAAAAGUAUGGCGGGUUCUUUAUGUCAGCACAUAGUAGUUUAUACGAUAUUGCUAUAAAAAAAUUGAUAUAUUAUUAUAUAUAAUCUUUUUAAUGAUAUAUUCAUAUGUUAUAAUAAAAAAAUUAAAGGUAUGUCAAAAGCCCAAUGUUUAAACAAGAAGAACACCCUAAUAUGGCAUUCAACGCUUGUGACUGUGAAGAGAUGGUAGAAAGAAGCAUUAAGGCUAUUCGAUUAAACGAGAAAGAAAUCAUCUUUCCAGCUCAUAUCAACAUUUUCCCUAUACUUCGUGGUAUCUUCCCAAUAUGUGUUGGUAGAAGUGUUCUUUUAAGAAAAUUAUGUUAUUCAUGA
This is a messenger RNA of Bursaphelenchus okinawaensis, 836 nucleotides long. NCBI's taxonomy places the organism in Eukaryota, Metazoa, Nematoda, Chromadorea, Rhabditida, Aphelenchoididae. The record is from the annotation of a GenBank genome assembly.